This is a messenger RNA of Hymenoscyphus albidus, 1440 nucleotides long. NCBI's taxonomy places the organism in Eukaryota, Fungi, Ascomycota, Leotiomycetes, Helotiales, Helotiaceae. The record is from the annotation of a GenBank genome assembly.
CCAAAUUAAAGUGACUCUGAAGGCAAAUAAAUAAGCAGCCAAAUCCUUUAAAAGCCUCCGUUCCCAGUAACAGUGAAGUGGUAUUCCUACGUUUUUCAGACUCUUGCUCACAGAUCCGAUCCCGAUAGCCCUGCAAAUUUCAAAAUAGCCGUAGUGGGCGUCAAAAUUCGCUUAAGGAUUGAUAAGCAGCCAGGCUUAACUGGUGAACCCAAGAAACCAUCAACUCAUUCCAACUUCAACAACACCCAACGUCAAGACCACCUCGAAAUCAUUCAAGAUGGCCCGCCGCCCAGCGAGAUGUUACAGAUACUGCAAGAACAAGGUGCGUAGCGCUCUCUUCUCCAACGAUGCGACGGAAUCUGGAGGGAGGAGAUUGGGAUUUGGAUUCUGGGUGCUUUAUCGCCAUGAGGACGAAUUCCUCUCGACUCUGAGGAUGGGCAGCGCUCGCGCGGGCUUCAGGCGACCAAAUAUGGCCAUUAGCUAACAUUUCGGUUCUUGUAGCCAUACCCUAAGUCCCGGUUCAACCGUGGUGUCCCUGACCCAAAGAUCCGUAUCUUUGAUCUCGGCCGAAAGCGUGCGAACGUCGACGAGUUCCCUCUCUGCAUCCACUUGGUCUCCAACGAGUAUGAACAAUUGAGUUCCGAGGCUUUGGAAGCCGCCCGUAUUUGCGCAAACAAGUGAGUGUGCCUAUGGUGGAUUCGGCGGGGUUGAGGAUGGAAAUACUGGUCGGGACGCUGGGAUCACCAAUCAUAUUGGGGAACAAUGGGAGGAUACUUUGAAGCAUCUACUAACAAAGUUCAUCAGAUACUUGGUCAAGGUCGCCGGAAAGGAAGCCUUCCAUCUCCGUGUCCGUGUCCACCCAUUCCACGUCGUCCGUAUCAACAAGAUGUUGUCAUGUGCUGGUGCCGAUAGACUGCAAACUGGAAUGCGUGGUGCUUGGGGAAAGCCAAAUGGAAGUGUUGCCCGUGUCAACAUUGGUCAAAUCAUCUUGAGUGUCCGAACUCGUGAUUCUCGUAAGUUUCAAAGGGAUAUUUUUUAAUUCUGAUAAAGUCUAACACUCAAGUAGACCGUGCCACCGCUCUCGAGGCUCUCCGACGAUCACAAUACAAGUUCCCAGGUCGCCAAAAGAUCAUUGUCUCCAAGAACUGGGGUUUCACACCUCUCCGUCGUGAGGAGUACAUGGACAAGAAGGCCGCAGGAGCAGUCUUGGUUGAUGGUGCAUAUGUUCAAUUCUUGAGCAACCACGGAAAGUUGGCCGAUAACAUCAGACGUUUCCCAGCUGCUUUCCAGGAGGCAUAGGUUGGUUCGUUUGCAGGUUUCGAUGGGAUUAUGGGCAGAAAGGCGUAUAAAUUUGCAGUGAUAGGAUGAAAAUGCUCCUUCGCAUUCAUUCAUCUUAUUAUCAUUGUAUCUUAGGAAUUGCUACGACUUUCAUCAUCAACG